Messenger RNA from Ornithodoros turicata, 4700 nucleotides. Its product is annotated as ATPase family AAA domain-containing protein 2-like. The record is from RefSeq and is a predicted model, not a curated record. Lineage: Eukaryota; Metazoa; Arthropoda; Arachnida; Ixodida; Argasidae. Gene Ontology annotation, biological process: positive regulation of transcription by RNA polymerase II. The transcript has 25 exons. The coding region runs from base 276 to 4493 and encodes 1405 amino acids. Gene Ontology annotation, cellular component: nucleus. Gene Ontology annotation, molecular function: histone binding; ATP binding; chromatin binding.
CUCGGUGCGUGAUUGGUGAGCAUUCAUUCGGGUUCGCUGGAGGUGGCGGCUGUGCUGAGGGCGGACAAAAUUCGAGCCGGAGCUCGUGAAUGUUUCGUCCAGGUUCAGUUGAAAGCAUCGAAAAGACACAGUUAGCAUCGCCGAACCCGCGUAUGCGGUUAGCUUGGCGUAGUAUGACCAGGAAGGUUGCGAAAGCGAUGGUUUGCGAGUAACAACAGUUAGGCUUAGGGAGUCUGGGAAAAAAUGACCCUGUGGCCCAGGUGAAAUUUUCUGCUAUGGUGAAGACUAGGAACCAGUCGUCGGUCGACGACCGUCUGAAAGUGGGUGUUAAGAGAGCUACGGCAAAUUCAGCCAAGCAUGCACCGAUUGAGACGAGGCAUUCGGAGGACUCAGAUUCUGAAGAUGAAACCUACGUCAGUCGGGGAGACAGGACAACCAGGACAACGCCGAACAGGAAACCCCCAGUUAACGUUGUGCCCUCAGGAGGUACACGCAGUCACAUGCGAGGCCUAACAAAUGGGCAGCACGAUUUUUCCUCGGAUGAUGAAGUCAACGGAGACGACGACAGCGUGGUGCGACGCAGCACGCGUCGCCGUAAAUGUAUCUACGGAAACCUCAACCAAUCGUGGAUACUUACCUCAAAUGUACCGGAGUUUGCAAAGGCAAAUAUAAAGAGGUCGAGCCGUAGCAAGAAGGAAUCGAGCGUUGAGCUGGAACCUGAGCGUCCGACUCGCCGAUUGCGUGGGCAUGUGGCGCCUAGUGUUCCUGUCGGAAAUGAUUCGGAGACACAAGACGGUGACAAUGAAGACAGUAUGGAAUCCAAGCAGAGUCAAGACAAAGCCAACAGUGUUGAGCUCCGUCGCCUCGGACUGCCAGAGUUAGGGCAUGGAGCCCUUGACGAUGACAUGUAUUCGAGGGUGAAAAGAACGAGACAGCAGAGGGCAUCUGCCCCAGCCGAGGAAUCCAAUGAGCCGAGGUUCUUCCGUACUCGCCGGGCUGCGGCGCUGGAGGGAAUCAAGAGUGCACAAGAGGAUGGAAAUGUCAGCUCCGAGGGCGCCACAGAAACAGCUGACACGGAAGACGACGGCGGUCUUGGAGCAAUUAACGGUACCCAGGGGUACCAUUUGCGACCGAAACGCCCAGUCACCAACCGUUUUCAGUUUCCUGUUGAAGCUACAAAGAGAUCGAAGAGGAUAGCCAGUAUAUUCCAUACUCCUCAGCACAGUCGUCCCUCACAUUCCUUCAGGUCGCCUGCGCACCGAAGCCCCAUCUAUCACAGGAAACGUCACGCGGCACAUAACAGUUCAUCAACGAGUAGCUCAAGCGAUGAUGACCGAAGGUUUGAGCGCCGGAAAGCCCGCAGCAUGGCGCGUGCUCGCAACCGCUGCCUGCCGAUGAACUUCCAGGAGGAGGAUCUGCUCAAAGGGGUGCUUCGGGACAGGGCAAAGAGCGGCACAAGUUUGGCGGAUGUGGAUCCCAUGCAAAUAGAUAAAGAUGUAAUGUUUGACAGGGUUGGCGGCCUGGACGAACACAUUCGACAGCUCAAAGAGAUGAUCUUAUUCCCUCUAAUCUAUCCUGAAGUGUUUGAGAAAUUCAAAAUCAGCCCUCCAAGAGGAGUUUUGUUCUACGGGCCACCUGGUACGGGUAAAACAUUGGUGGCUCGCGCCCUAGCCAACGAAUGCAGCACGAGCGAUCGACGGGUGGCCUUUUUCAUGCGGAAGGGCGCAGACUGCCUCAGCAAGUGGGUUGGAGAAUCGGAACGGCAGCUAAGGCUCCUCUUUGACCAGGCCUACUCUAUGCGCCCUUCGAUAAUCUUCUUCGACGAGAUUGAUGGCCUUGCACCGGUGCGCUCAACACGACAGGACCAGAUCCACAGCUCUAUUGUUUCAACACUGUUGGCGCUGAUGGAUGGGCUGGACUCGCGUGGUGAGGUGGUCGUCAUUGGUGCUACUAAUCGGGUCGACGCCAUCGAUCCUGCUUUGAGGCGGCCCGGUCGUUUCGAUCGGGAGUUCCACUUUGCACUGCCGUGUUACGAGGCACGCCUCAGUAUUUUACAAAUUCACACACGUGAGUGGAAUCCAGCUCCCAGUGAACGGCUGCUGUCUGAGCUUGCAGCACGUUGCACUGGAUACUGUGGUGCUGAUCUGAAGGCUCUCUGUUCUGAAGCUGCUCUAGUCGCGUUACGCCGCUCCUUCCCUCAAAUUUAUGAGUCCAAACUCAAGCUGCAGCUGGACAUUAACCUGGUUCAAAUUCGUCCUGAAGAUUAUGAACGUGCCAUCCAAAAAAUUUGCCCAGCAUCACAGCGUUCAGCAGCAUCCCCCGCACAUCCCCUAACAACCGUCAUUCGGCCAUUACUGUGUGCCGUCCUGGAAACUGCCCUAGAUCACUUAAAGGCUGCCUUUGCAACGGGUCUACGCAAGUCGCUGAUAGCUUCGGCGCAAGAAGGCGAUACUACAGAUGACAAUGUGAGCUUCUUCUCCGGUGAUGAGGUUAUAGACACAGACGAGGAAAUGCAACUUGAACAUGGUUUGCCAAGCAAGACCAUUCCAAGUAUGAGACCCAGGUUUGCAGGUGGAAGGGCGAGCCACCGUCCUAGACUGAUGGUGUGCGGUCGGUCGGGCAUGGGUCAGACCACUCAUGUGGCACCUGCAGUCCUGCAUUUGCUGGAGCACCUACCUUUGCACAGGUUGGAUAUGCCUGCGCUCUACGGUGUUACUGCAAGGGCUCCCGAAGAAGCGUGUGCUCAGGUGCUGCAUGAGGCUCAGCGUGUGCUUCCUUCUGUGGUUUACCUGCCUCACCUAUGUCGGUGGUGGGACACCAUGGGGGAGACAGUGAGAGCGACAUUUCUCACCCUCCUGCAUGACCUGGAACCCGGGAUGCCUGUAUUUUUCCUUGCCACUAGCGAUGUGCCUUUUACUGACCUCCCAGCAGAGGUGCAGCAGUUGUUUGGGAUCAGGGAAGUUCUAGAGCUGAGGGCUCCGGGUGUAGCAGAAAGGCGGGCUUUCUUUACUGCACUGCUGCUACGAGGAGCAGAACGAAGACCUCGUCCGAGGUCGCAGGUACGGGGCGAGCAUCCGCCCCUCCCCGCAGCCCCGCCUCCGGAACCGCGCAAACUUACCGAGACGGAGCUGGAGCGGCUCCGGCAGCAGGAGGAAGCUACGUUGCGAGAGUUGAGGCUGUUCCUGCGCGACAUCCUGGCCAAGUUGAUGCGGGACAGGCGCUACACCAUGUUCUGUAAGCCCGUGGACGCUGCGGAAGUGCCGGACUAUCGCGAGGUGAUCCGGGAGCCCAUGGAUCUGGAGACGAUGCGGUCCAAGAUAGAUCUCCAUCAGUACCAGACGGUUGCAGAAUUCCAGAAGGACAUUGAUCUCAUUUGUUCCAAUGCGCUCGAGUACAACCCCGAUCGUGAUCCCGUUGAUAAAAACAUCCGUCAUCGUGCCUGUGCUUUAAGAGACGCUGCCUAUGCACUAGUGGACACCGAGUUGGACUGGGAGUUUGAAAAAAUUUGUCAGGACAUCCUGCAAGCUAGAAAAGACAGGGGCGAGGACUUCUCCCAGUAUGCCCCGAAACACUACCACGUCUUACCACGGCUCCCAGCAGAGCAUUGUAACGAGGCAGGGCAACCGUCGGAAACACCUGCGAGCGAUGACGGCCACCCAAAACGGUUCAGCCGCAGGAUUCGGGGCCUGGAAGUAGCGCCUUCAGCAGAGAAAGCUGCUGAGAGCAGGCAAGACAAAGGUGCUUCUUCAGCAGAGAAUAAUGCAUCAGAGCCACAGAAGUCCCAGGUUCAAUCGGGAGAGACCACAGAUGGCGAUAGAACUCAAGAACGGUAUGUCAUGCUGCGGCGGCGGAAGUCUCCCUGGUUUGGUUGUCGUGCGAAGCGUAUCGUCAGGGUUCCUGUAACGAACAUGCAGCACGGGCCGAAACGACAGGAUGCUUCUUCUGCUGAUGAAGCAUCGAGAGGGCAUGGAAAGAGGAUGCGUCUGGAAUCUGUGACAACGGAAGAAGAGAAGAGCCCACAUAAAAAGGAUGCAGAAAUGAGCGGUUCUGAAGGCACAGUUGUGUCCGCACGGAACUUGAGCCCCACAGCGAGUCUGGCGUCAAGUCACAGCCAGAAUCAGGGGCCGAGCUGGACCACUGAGACUGAACUGAAGGACUGUGCUGAUAAACAACAAACAACGGUACAGGCGUCAGCAAUGACCAAAGAUGGGGAUGGUGCCAGUACUGAAAUAGUAGGCGAUGCUUGUAGGACAGCAAAGUCUACAGAGACUACGGGUAACGAAGAUGUCCAGGAACUGCGUCUGGAUAGAGCUAGACUCAAGACCAUCUUGGAGACAGCAGUGCGGGUGACGGAAGGGUGCUCCAUUGAGGUGCUCGAACGACUGCGCUCUACAUUGCUCAACAUAAUUCAAGUGCACAGGCGUGCUUGGGAUCGUACUCCGAUGCUUGAGGAACUGGAGCAAGAAGUGCAACGAUUUCAAGGCCUUCACUGAGGGAACACUGCCAGCAACAAAGCUCUACGACUGCCGCCAACUCACUGUGGCUUGCACGACCACUCACAGAGCCUUACUUAGUCUGCCGGAGCCAGGAACGGUCGUUUUUGUCUGAAUCACUGCCAAAGACAAUUUUAUUCCACCAUCUUUGUACAGGGGAGACGGGGAGGGGGACAUGCUCAAAUAAAAUUGAAUUUAAUUCAUCUA